AUGGCCAAUGGUUUUGGUCCCAAGAAGGCGUAUCUCGUCCUCUACAAUGCCGCUUCGGCGGUGGCGUGGGCGACAAUCCUCGGCAGGGUCGCGGUCGUUACAUACCUGAAGGGAGCGCCUCUGGUCCCCCUUGUUGUGAGCGCGUUUGUGCGUGUCACGCAGACUUUUGCUAUCAUGGAAGUCUUGCAUGCUCUGACUGGGAUUGUUCCUGCCCCUUUCUUCACCACCGCCAUGCAGGUUGCGAGCCGACUCUUCCUGAUGUGGGCGGUCUGUUACCCUUUUCCCGAGUUGAACGGCAGCGCCUGGUAUUCUUCGAUGCUUCUCGCCUGGAGCACGACUGAGGUCAUUCGCUACUCAUACUUCGCCCUCAAGCAGUUCGACGCUGUCCCUGGAUGGCUGCAUUGGCUACGCUACAGCGCUUUUCUAAUCCUGUAUCCAAUCGGUAUCAGCAGCGAGGUGGCUAUGACGUUGAAGGCUUUGUUUGGUCCUGCGGCUGAGCUGGCUUGGUGGUACCCGUACGCUCUCGCUGCUGUGCUGCUGUCUUAUAUUCCUGGUUCCCCCGUACUUUACGGCCACAUGCUCAAGCAGCGGAGAAGAUACCUGGGCAGCAGCAAGGCUGCCGAGAAGAAGAGACAAUGA
This is a messenger RNA of Thermochaetoides thermophila DSM 1495, 639 nucleotides long. RefSeq lists its product as uncharacterized. Gene Ontology annotation, molecular function: 3-hydroxyacyl-CoA dehydratase activity. Lineage: Eukaryota; Fungi; Ascomycota; Sordariomycetes; Sordariales; Chaetomiaceae. The record is from RefSeq and is a predicted model, not a curated record. Bases 1 to 639 code for a protein of 212 amino acids. Gene Ontology annotation, cellular component: endoplasmic reticulum membrane. The transcript is spliced from 3 exons. Gene Ontology annotation, biological process: sphingolipid biosynthetic process; very long-chain fatty acid biosynthetic process; fatty acid elongation.